Molecule: messenger RNA, 1132 nt
Organism: Macrosteles quadrilineatus (aster leafhopper)
Lineage: Eukaryota; Metazoa; Arthropoda; Insecta; Hemiptera; Cicadellidae
Product: translation initiation factor eIF-2B subunit alpha-like
Exons: 8
Coding region: 184-1092 (302 amino acids)
Biological process (GO): translational initiation
Cellular component (GO): eukaryotic translation initiation factor 2B complex
Molecular function (GO): guanyl-nucleotide exchange factor activity; translation initiation factor activity
Source: RefSeq, a predicted model, not a curated record
AUCCAUGUUAUGAGCAAUGUUUGUUUAGGUUAAAACUACACAACUAAACUGCAACUGCAUUAACAAAAACCAUAUUGAUACACAUUGCGUGUGUUAUACUAUUACUGUCAGUAGAAAACCGUAUAUAUUUCUUAUAAUAUUUAAAUAUAUAAUUUAUAUUAUCGUCGAAAAAUUUGGGAGAGAAUGGAUUCCACUCAAGUCGAAGAUUUUUUCUCAAACAUCAUGAAAACAGAGCAAGAAACUUCUGCUGGAAUAGCUGCAAUCAGGACUUUGUUGGAGUAUUUAAAGCAUGAUGAAUCAAAAACAGUUGUUGAACUUCGAGAGAAUCUCAGAUCUGUCAUUGAUGUUAUGACCAACACAGACUACCCUACAACUGCAGUCGUCUCUGGCUCGGAACUCUUCUUACGAUUCAUCACUCUGGCAGCUGGUCUUGAUAAAGGGUCGUUUGAGGAGUGUAAAGAAAUUAUGAUCAAGAGAGGCAGAGUGUUUCUUCAGAAGCUGAUGUGUUCUCGAGGCAGGGUUGCUAAGCUGGCUGCUGCUUUUAUCACAGACGGAACAUGCAUCCUUACACACUCAAGGUCAAGAGUGGUUCUACAAACAAUGAAAGAAGCAGCUGACUCACACCGAAGGUUCAAAGUAUAUGUGACAAAAUCAUCCCCUGAUAGCAGUGGAGACGAGAUGGCUAAAGAGUUGAUGUCGCUUGGAAUUCCUUGCACCGUCAUUCUGGACUCCGCAGUGGGCUACGUGAUGGAACAUGUGGACAUGGUCAUGGUCGGGGCCGAAGGUGUAAUGGAGAGUGGUGGUAUUGUCAAUAAGGUUGGCAGUUUUACAAUGGCUUUGUGUGCAAAGGCAAUGAAUAAACCGUUUUAUGUUCUAACUGAAAGUUUUAAAUUCGCUCGCCAGUUUCCUUUGAACCAACGAGAUCUUCCCGACCAAUACAAGUACAGGUCCAGUAUCCUAGGAGGAGACCUAACCAAGGAACAUCCACUGGUAGACUACACUCCUCCAUCACUGAUAACACUACUGUUUACUGAUCUAGGGAUACUUACACCUUCUGCAGUCAGUGACGAACUUAUCAAACUGUAUCUGUGAUGUUUAACUUUGUAAUUGUAAAUAAAUACUGUUUAUUAUU